UGCCAAAAGCGGAAUAAGUGACAAAAUAAAAGCUAGUUUUGGCAACUAUCUUAUCAGUUAACUAGCGACCAUUGGUAUGGAUUUGUGGCAUGAAAAUACAUUUGCUAUGACAUAAACAUUAGACUAUAAAUUGUCGGGGUCGUGACUGUGAAAUUUUAGUCAGGCAGCGCAGAGAAUACCCAACGGACAGCGGACCGCGAGUGCAAGAAAUACAAUGGAAAAUACAACAACAACAAUGCGCAUUGAAGAAAUUAGCUCAGAAACGAUAAGUGGUGCCACCACGAUAAAUGAAGAGAUAGAUAUAACCACAAUUGAAACACCACAAGGGAUACGUGAACAUCAUCAUCGCCAUCAUCACCACAAACAUCAUCAUCAUCGUCAUCAUCAGCAGACGAAGGAGGAGGAGGAGGCAACGACUUUGACCAUAACUGAUGUCAGUGACGAGCAGAAAGUUAUGGAGACUAAGCAGCUAGAAGAAGCAGAGGAAGAAGAAGAGCAGCACACGCAACACCAUCACCACCACCAGCAUAAGCAUAAACAGGCUGCACUACAGCUAAGCUUGCCACCACCACUGCCAGACAGCUCACCGCCAUAUCUAACGCCCACCGAGGAGGGGGAUCAGCUUGUAUGGCUAACAGAUUUGGAUGCUUCGCCACAACAGUCGAUGGCAUCGGCUGCUCAACCGAAUCCACCUGUAAUUCAGACACCGCCGUCACCCACCAACUUCAGGCGCAGUCAACCACCAGCCACCCCUUCGCCGACGGGUACUGUGAGGCAAACAGCGCGCAUAAUUGAGUCCCAGCUGCAUCUGUCCGCACCUCCAACACCAGCUGCAACCACUGAGCAGACAGUAGGGCCACCGGAUUCGAAUACGCCGCCUCAGCAACCGGCGCCCAAAACAGUUCAGCAGCAACCACAACAGGUGCCAUCCACACCCAACAGUUCGGGGUGGGUGGUGCAGAGACUGGCCGUCGUCAGCACACAACCAGCAGCAACAGGAGCGAGUCCACCACUAACACCAGUUACUCCACCAACGGCAAGUCCAUCAAGAGCGGCUGUUAGCCAAAUGGAGAUUAUUACAGUGACGCCGUUGCGAACGGCUGCACCACCUGCACCACCCAUGCUGCUCGUCGGCAAGGUAUCCGUGGACCACAACGACACGCGCAGCAAGAACUACAGAGUUAGCACGGAUUCCAGUGAGGCCGCAUCGCAGGGCAUCAAGAAGCGCUGCUGCUGCGCCAUUUGCUAGGCAACAAUGCAAAUCCAAACUGAGUUGAGUCUGUAAGACUAUACGGGAUUAGAUAGAAAU
Molecule: messenger RNA, 1309 nt
Organism: Drosophila arizonae
Lineage: Eukaryota; Metazoa; Arthropoda; Insecta; Diptera; Drosophilidae
Product: bromodomain-containing protein 4
Source: RefSeq, a predicted model, not a curated record